Molecule: messenger RNA, 1266 nt
Organism: Chlorella variabilis
Lineage: Eukaryota; Viridiplantae; Chlorophyta; Trebouxiophyceae; Chlorellales; Chlorellaceae
Exons: 7
Coding region: 1-1266 (421 amino acids)
Source: RefSeq, a predicted model, not a curated record
AUGGAGGAGGCGUACGAGGCGGCUCUGGAGCAAUUGGGAGGCCUGGAAGUGGCCAAGCCCAAGACUAUGCUGGAUGUCCUACAACCCGAGUUCCCCGAGCUCACGCUGCAGCACGUGAAGUGGCACUUGCAGUCCUCGCGGCGGCGGGAGAGCCGGGAGAGGGAGCAGGGCCCCAGCGAUGCCAUCCGCUGGACGGGCAGGCUGGAGGCGGCGUACGAGGGGGCGGUGGCUCAGCUGGGCGGUAUCUACCAGGCCCGGCCGCGGGACAUCCAGGAGAAGAUGCAGGGCAAGUUCCCAGACAUCACUGCCAUGUCCAUCAAGUAUCACCUCUUUGCCCAGCGGCGGCGCGAGCAGCGGCUGCAGCAGCGCGGCGCAGGGAACGCGGGAGGGGCGGCCGCAGAUAGUUCACAGGCGGCCGCCCCAUCAGCGGCAGACGCACCACCGCCAGCAGCCGCAGCAUCCGCAGCAGCAACAGCAGCCGCCGCUGCAGCACCAGCACAAAGACAGCCCACCAGCAGCGGCGGAUUUGCUGCCCAUCCUAUGGAUUGUGGGCAGGGGCAGCAGCAGCGGCAGCGGUAUUGUUUCUUUGCGCACCCGGAGCAUGUGCCGUGGAUCCCUUUCACCGUGCCAUCAGCAGACGAAGCGCUGGCCGUGCUUCGCAAGAACACGCAGCAUUGCCGCCAGGUGAUUCAAGAGCUGGAGCAGCAGGCGGACCAGCUGGCGGAGAUAGUUGUGGCGCUGGAGGCAAGCAGCAUCACCGCAGAAGCUGUCUUGGGCAGCCCUGGCGAGGACGACAUGGCAAGCAGCAGAGCAGGCGCAACGCUAGGUGUGGCGCCUGGCGGCGGCACCUUGACGGCAGCAGAGCUUGGGAGCGGCCUGGCGGCCGCGCAGCGGCUGCUGGAUACGCCAGCACAGAUGGCGCAGCAGCUGCUGCAGCUCCUGCCAGACCUGUACCCCCUGGGGCCCGGUGGCAGUGCUACCAUCAGCGAGGCAGCCGCGGUGCAGGCAGUUGGGCAGCGCAGCGACCGUGCCGUGGCUGCCCUGUGCGCCCUGCUUCUGCAGCAGGAUGCGGCUGCAGGCCUCCCGGGAGGCCCAGCCUCUGGCGCAGCAGCGGCGGGGCCGUCAGGCGGGGACAGCGGCAGCCACGAUGCCGCCGCCUGCACUCAGCCGCAGCAGCUGGGCCGUGGCGCACCGGGGCUGCUACAGACUGAGGUGCAGCUGACCCAGGAGCAGCUGGACUUGCUGGCUAGCCUGCUAUGCCAAUGA